This is a messenger RNA of Numida meleagris (helmeted guineafowl), 5601 nucleotides long. RefSeq names its product G protein-coupled receptor 17 (gene GPR17). Gene Ontology annotation, cellular component: membrane. The record is from RefSeq and is a predicted model, not a curated record. NCBI's taxonomy places the organism in Eukaryota, Metazoa, Chordata, Aves, Galliformes, Numididae. The coding region runs from base 2324 to 3358 and encodes 344 amino acids. The transcript is spliced from 2 exons. Gene Ontology annotation, biological process: phospholipase C-activating G protein-coupled receptor signaling pathway; positive regulation of Rho protein signal transduction. Gene Ontology annotation, molecular function: G protein-coupled receptor activity.
ACAAAGAAAAGAAAGAAAAACAUGAUGAAGUUCUUUCUCCUAAAAAAAUAUAUAUACUGCAUGAUGCAAGAUGUACUUGAUGUAAUCAGGGAAGUAUCUUUCGAGGUCAUACUAAACAUCAUUUAGUUUAGCAUCCUGUAUUUAACACCAGUUGCACAGAAAAGAGUAUAUAGAUAGAGUAGCCACCAAGUUAUAAUUCCUUGGAAUCCUUCUCCAACAUUUUCUGAUUUAUGUUUGCAUUUAUAUCACAGGCAGAUAGUGAUAGGACAAGGGGGAACAGUUUUAAACUAGAAAGGGGAGAUUUAGGCUACGUGUUAAGAGGAAAUUCUUUACUCACAGGACAGUGAGGCCCUGGCACUGCUGCCCAGAGAAGCUGUGGAUACCCCAUUCCUGGAGGUGUUCAAGGCCAGGUUGCAUGGGCAACCUGAUGUAGUGAAAGGUGUCCCUGGUCAGGAUUAGGACUGGAUGAGCUUUAAGGUCCCUUCCAACACAAGUCACUCAGUGAUUUUAUGAUGUACCCCUUCACCAGUGCUCAAUCACCAGUUCAGGCCAUGACAUAAAACUUCCCCUAUACACCCCCUCUCUAUUAACAACUAUGGCAGAGGCAUUACAGGACUGGGAGUUGGGAGGGAGCAGAGCAGGGAGAAUUAAGAACAAUUAAACCACAGCACGUUGCUCAAAUGGAAAUCCUUAAUCUUCAACAGCUCGGAUAAACAAGAACCUAUUGAAUCCUAGCUCUUCUGUCUCUUAACUCCUUUUAGUCCUAAGGAAAAUAAAGAAUGAUGUGAUUUUAUAAGGUAAAUACAACUGCGUUUCUAUUUCUUGCUCUAGAACAAAUUACAAACACAGCCUCAGCAGGCAGACAAGCCAAAUUUCUGGUAGCAAAACUUGGACAAGAGCAUAAAAGGGACUUCUAUAAAGGCUGCAGGUAUCCACCAGUUUUGUCCCAGUAUCCAGAAGCUCUGAGGAGAAACCAUUCGGUUUAAUUCCCUCUUACGUAGCCCUCUAGCAGCAAGGAAAGAAUUUGUUGUAAAGCAAAACUGACAGAGGAACGACUUCUGCAGGUUUCUCUCUCACAAAACAGAGAGUCCCACUUGAUUCCUUUCACUGUAUCGCUAUGUGAAGCUUGCUGAGAUCUACAGGCCAUUCUCAACAGACACGAGUCGAAAGGAAAAGUUCAAAUGGAAAGGGCAGAUUUAUGGCUGCAGCAGUGGAUUCAUCGCAGGGCCCCUUCCAAAAUUCUGGUACGAUGAAUCACUUACCCUUAGAUCUGUAAAAUGGGGAUAAGGAUUCAACACAGAUGUUGUUGUGAGACCUCAAACAUUUCUGACCCUCAGUUGGCAGGCGCCUGUCUAAGUGCUAAGUAUCGUUAUUAUUCUCUCCAAAUCUGAGUCCUCCCAUCAUCAAGAGUCUCUCUCCAGGGCUGGAACUACUGUCUGCCCAGACGGAAUCCAGAAAAAGCAGACAGGACCCCACUAUAAGGAAAUAUGCAGCUGUGCUCAUCUCAGCAUAAAGGCAUCAAUUUUAUUCGGCACUGUCAAAUGGAGAGUAAUUAUAUGGGGCAGGACACAGGGACCCUGAAGCGAGUGUCCUGAAAGAGACCCCUCUCAUUCAGCUGAAUAAGAUGCCUUCAGCCAUUUGAACUGAUAAACCAUUAUCAACCCCUCCCCAUUCACAAGCCCUCUUUGCCAUCCCAUAGACCCUCCUCUAUUGCAAGCAAAGGGAAGUGUUGGACAGGCUGAGCUGUUACCAUAGCAGCCGCCCCUCUCUCUCUGCACUCCCACCAUUAUGGAAUUAUCCCAUUCUGAAAUGUCCUGUUGUGUCUAUUAAUACCAGACUUCCCCCAAACAAUGCUUCACUCCACCCUCCUAAAAUAAUCAGGGGACUCCAAGAGGGCUGUGUGAAAGGCUGGGAGUUCAGCAGCAGCCUUCAGUGAGCACCAUGAACACUGGAAUAUUCAUACAGCACAUUCAUAUCUGCAACAGCAGCAGCAAGCCCCAUGCCAAGGGCUCAGCUGGGAUGAAGAAUGCUCUUCAGUGCAGGGGUGUCCUCUCCACUGCUCCGUUGUGAGCCUGAGCUGAUAACGCACUAUCAGAGCCAGAAGGACGCUAUAUAGAGGGGCACCUUUCUCCACCCUCAGCAGCUCUGCAACAGCGUUCUCUUUUGGGAUCAGCUCCUUGGUUUUGCCGUUGGUGGUUCGUUUUGGUUUGCUGCCAUCAGAAGGAACUCCCUGAGAUCUUCCCUAAAAGGAACUGGUUCUCCACCCAUAGGACCGCGCUGUGAAGAGGUUUUUCCUUCUAAAACUUCAAAACUGUGGUGAAAAAUGAAAGGCUCAGCAGACCCCUCAAAUCUACUCCUCAAUUGCUCAAAUCAGUCAAACUUCCCUUUAGAAACUUCAGAGCAAUGUGGCAAAGAAACACACCUCGAGAACGUACUUUUUGCCACUUUCUACUUCCUGGACUUCAUCCUGGCUUUUAUUGGCAACUCCCUGGCUCUUUGGCUCUUCAUUCGGGACCAGAAGUCUGGCACACCCGCAAACAUUUUCCUGAUGCACCUUGCCGUGGCUGACCUGUCAUUUGUGCUGGUACUGCCCACUCGGCUGGUGUACCAUUUUUCGGGUAAUCACUGGCCAUUUGGGGAGAUUCCGUGCAGACUCACCGGCUUCCUCUUUUACCUCAACAUGUAUGCCAGUAUCUACUUCCUUAUGUGCAUCAGCGUUGACCGGUUCCUGGCCAUUGUGCACCCCGUGAAGUCCAUCAAGCUCCGCAGGCCCCUUUAUGCCCAUUUGGCAUGUGCCUUUCUAUGGCUUAUAGUUGGGGUUGCAAUGGCACCCCUGCUGGUUAGCGUGCAGACUAUGGAAAUAAACAACACAACCAUCUGCCUGCAGCUCUAUAGAGAAAAGGCAUCACGUCACGCUGUUGUGUCCUUAGCAGUAGCAUUCACCUUCCCAUUUGUUACUACAGUGACUUGCUACUUACUAAUCAUCAGAAGCCUGAAGAGUGGGAACAGAGUUGAGAAACACCUGAAGGAAAAAGCUAUCAAGAUGAUCAUCAUGGUCUUGAUGAUCUUUCUGAUUUGUUUUGUACCUUACCACGUCAAUCGCUACAUUUAUAUUCUCCAUUACAACGGGACCAAGACUUCCUGUGAGACACAGCGUGUUCUAGCACUCAAUAACCGCAUCACUUCCUGCCUCACGAGUCUGAAUGGGGCUCUCGACCCGGUCAUGUAUUUUUUUGUAGCUGAGAAAUUCCGUGAAGCUUUGUGCAACCUGUUUUGUGGUAAAAGGACUGUGAUGAUACCGCAGACAUGUGAGGGUAAGACAAACGAAAGCUCGCUAAGUGCAAAAUCUGAACUGUGAACGUGACUCUUGCCUCUGCUUCAACGGGAGAACACUGUCCCACCAAAAUCAGCUGAGAGUGCAGAUGUACAGCAAGACAGUCUAACCAGAGCCAAACUCACUCCUGCAGAGGGAUGUUCUGUCAUUUCCCUGGAACUGAAAUUAACAAGAACCCCUCUGACAACCGAGAUUACAUGCUCUUGUCUUACUGAAACUGCAAACACACACACAGCCAUACUGAUUUCCAAGAUGUGAAGCUGAGGGCUGAACACUUAGGGACAACUAAGGGAACAUAGUGGCUGUUAAAUGGACAGCUUCCUUUUGCAAAAUAACUUAAUUCCCAAAGCAUUCAGUUGUGGCUCUUCCUAUGCACAAUGCCUAAGCCUACUUAAAAUGUCACACUGCACCAACACUAGAGAUCCAUUCCUGAAGUAGACUGUGCAUUUUGUUCAAGUUGCACGCUCAGUGUUUAUGCACUGUAGGCAGAAAACUGGCACUAAGCCAUAGCAAAAAGAAAAAAAAGGAAAACGCUGGAACACAUCCAACCAGGAAUGCAAUUAAGAGAGUAUUGCCAAUUUUUUAACUGCUUCCAAGUGUUAAGAGCAGGAGAUGAGCUCUAAGCUUCAAACUACUGCUUCAGACAGAGGCCAGACAACGUUUACUACACUGCGUCCUUUGCACAGUUCCCUGUCAAACAUCAGGCAUCCUGAUAACAUUCCAACUAAAAAACAGAAAAGCUCUGCUUAGGAAUACAGCGCUCAUAUUUACUACACACUGAAUCAAAAAACUACGAACCCCUGUCUUAAAAAAGUGGUGAAGGUGGACAAAAGCAAGCAGAAGAAGAAAUCAUAGAACAAUUUAGGAUGGAGAAGACUUUCAAGAUCAAGCCCAACAUCCACCUGACCUACCAAGUCCCAACACUCCAACCACCUCCCUUAGUGCCACAUCCACACACCUCUUAAUCACCUCCAGGGUAUUUAUUUUACUGAUGUUCUCCUUGCCCAGAAGAAAUUCUUAUCUUUAAGGUGUUUUACAACUAUUUCAUUUUUGCAAUUUACCGAGCCAGCCUAUUUAUUCACUACAGAUAAAGCAGGGAUCACCUUAACUGUCCUCACUGAUACAAAUGAUAUCAGUGGAACACAUCUGGGAAUGAGAGGCAGACAAGGGAAGAUCAGGUACAAUGAGAAAAUGGAAAAAGAACCCAAGAGUUUCCAACAGCAUCUGCUAGCAGAAAGCUCCUACGCAAAAGAGACAAAUGUUAUAGGAAAUCACAAGAUAGGUGGAAUAUAUUUUGAAUGUACAGAUACAUAGGCACAUACAUUCCUUUUCUAUACUUACCAUUUUAAAUUCGGUCCACAUAUUACGAAAUCAAACAUUCUUUUUCUUGCUUGAAUUGUUUCAAUCCUAGCUGCUUUCCUAAAAAGACCCAGGAAUUCUCCUAGGUGCUAUGACAACACCACAGAUUCUAGCAAGCUAAGAUGUCACAAGAAAAUUUAUUAUGCCCAGCUCUGAAAACUAAGACACAGAAGUUGCAUGCAGGACUGAACAGAAAAUGGAGUGGAGGGGUCUUCCUGCUGGACAGGGUACAAACAUAUAACCUUCUCUUCCUCACCCUUCCGGUAGUGAAAAUGUAAACCCCAGGAAACUACUAAGCUUUGCUCAAGAUAUGAAAGCGUGAAAUUAACUAUGAAUUGUGCAACACUACGUACUAACUGUCAGAUUCGUUUAUUUUCUUACGAUAUUCCUUUGUAGAGGUUUCAAGUUUUUAGUUUCUUACUUCUUAAUUAAAUGCAUUAAUCUACCUUAGGACUUGAUCUCAUAUUUCUUUAUAUAAAAUGAAUGGUUUUUGAAGACCGGGGAAAUCUUACGCUGAAUAUGUUUGAAUAUGAUGUAAUCCUCACAUUAUUCUCUUGGCCUUUUGCUGUGUUUCAAAUUGCUGCUCAGCAUCUUAUUACCGAUAAAUAGCCUACUCAGCAUCACACAAUUCCCUUUUCUCACCUGCUAUCUGGCUUCUUGCCUAUAAUCUCUUUCUUUUCAGUACCUUUCCGCUAGCUACUAACACUUGAGUUUCUGCUUUCUACACAUUCCGUUGAACAAAGAACACUAUCCUUCAUUUAAUUUCUUAGCCCACAACAGGCUACUCCCUAAAGCUUUUUCUGAACCUUUGCAAGCUUUACCUCCUGGUAUAUGACCAACAGACCGCUCUCAACAUCUCACUACCGUGUCAACAACAUACUGACUAAAUUUCCGGAGCUCCUGCUCUG